AUGAAGGGACUGCGUAACCGGGCAGCAACUGGAAUGGCACUGUUCUUGGCAGCAUCCUUCUUAUCUUGCUGCUGGAGUGCACCUCAGGCUCAUUUCCAAAGGAGAAACUGGACUCCUCAGGCUAUGCUCUAUUUGAAGGGUGCACAGGGACGUCGAUUCAUCUCAGAUGAGAGCCAACAAAAGGAUCUGUAUGACAGAAUGCAGCUUGAAACACGCAGCCAAAACACAAAUCCUUUGACUCUUUCUGAAGCUGCAGCACUGUUCCUCAGCUCCUUACGGAAAGCACAAGAAGUUGAAGAAGAAAAUAGUGAUCACCAUGGCUACUUGACAGAUAAUCUAUCAGAUUGGUGAAAUAUUUCAAAUUUCUUUAACAUUUAUAUUGCAUAUACCCUGAAAUAAUGAUUUGUGUAAGUAGAGUAUUUAAUCCAUCCUCACCUAAACUCCCAAAAAGCGUCAUAUAUACUCAUUGCAACAUUUUGAAUGCAAACUGAUUACAAGUUACUAGU
Molecule: messenger RNA, 506 nt
Organism: Apus apus (common swift)
Lineage: Eukaryota; Metazoa; Chordata; Aves; Apodiformes; Apodidae
Gene: SPX
Product: spexin hormone
Exons: 6
Coding region: 1-351 (116 amino acids)
Biological process (GO): positive regulation of gastro-intestinal system smooth muscle contraction
Cellular component (GO): cytoplasm
Molecular function (GO): neuropeptide hormone activity
Source: RefSeq, a predicted model, not a curated record